Chrysemys picta bellii (western painted turtle) is the source of this 1776-nucleotide messenger RNA. Lineage: Eukaryota; Metazoa; Chordata; Testudines; Emydidae. The record is from RefSeq and is a predicted model, not a curated record.
AGCCCUCCCGCUCCCCCACCCCUCGCCGUACAAAAAGCCGCCCGACAAGUUUCUUGGAACUUUGCCUGCCCUGACGCAAACAAUGGAGCAGGGCCCCAUCCUCCUGGAGCAGCCAAUAGGCAGCUGGGGGACCCGGUUGCCACCAAUCAGAGGGAGCUGGACAGUUCCCCGGUCCUGACUGACCUUCAGCCGGCUGGUGUGGGGGGGGGAUAAAAGAGCCCAGAGGCGGUAGCGGAGGUUUGGCCGCUGCAGCUGCCGCCCGCCGUCCCUCCCGCCUUAGAGCCAGGCAGACGCGGCGGGGACCCGGCGCGGCCAGAGCCAAGCGGGAGGGAGCGCGAGCCCCAAGGGGAGCUGGCCCCGGGAGCGGCCGCCGUUGCAGAGGGCUCCCGCGAAGCGCCGCCCCAGCUCAUUCAUUGAAGCCCCAGCAGCGCCUGGAAGCCGGGGCUCGGCAGCGGCCCGGCCCGGCGGCAGAGCGGGUGCAGAGAGAAGCCUCCCCGCCCGCGGGAGGGCGCCGCUGCCCUGCGAGGAGCCAGAGGGGGGGGAGUGUUUCCAUAGGUCUUGGACCUAAUGAGGCAUUUUGACAACAAAGUGGGAACAAGCCCCUCCUGAAACCCAAGCUCAGCGAUGCCCUGGAACGUCAAAUGGCUGAACAGCUACAGCAGCCACAAUUCCCAGUCCCAAAAGCAAUGUAAGAAAUCCUCCUUCGCCUUUUACCAGGCAGUGAGGGACCUGCUGCCUGUGUGGCUUUUGGAGGACAUAAGAACAAUGGAGGCCUUUCACUGGGAGGAAGGCGGAAAGGUGAGCACCUAUUCUCCCUCUGAGGCUCUUCUCUAUGCCCUGGUGCACAACCACCAACCUUACGCUCAGUACCUACUGAAUAAGUUUCUUCAGAGCGCCCUAGCCAUACCCAGCCAAAACUUCAGCUGCUGCCAGUCAUCAGCUCCUCACCUGGCCAUGGCAGUUCGCUACAACCGCACCCACAUCCUCUUCAGAAUACUGAAAGCCAUUAGAGGCUUUCCAGAGAGAGAGAGAGCCAACUACUUGGACCGCAGGGGGUGCAGUCGUGUGGAAGGCAGCAAAACUGCCUUGCAUGUGGCCUGUGAACUGUUGAGACCCGAAUGUUUGCUUCUAUUGCUGGGUCAUGGGGCAUCCCCCUGCUUACGUGACUGCGCUGGGAAUACCCCUCUGGACAUCUUGCUCCAGCAGAUUUCUCAGACCCCAACAGUUAACAUGUGCACCAAGCUCCUCUUGCUGGACUCCCUUUUCCUCUUCAUGCCUCAGGAACUCCAAUUUUCAAUGAAACAGCAACUGCUGGACAAUCACCAGCCCUGGCAGGACCUUUUGGGAGAGAACAGAUUCCAGUGGCUGGCAGGUUUAACUCCUACAUCUCUGUUCAUCACGGCUAUGCGUGUCUUAAUGAGGAGCAUUUCACCUGAACAAUUCCCAGAGGCACUGGAAAAUCUGCCUUUGCCACAGUUUCUGAAGCCUUUAGGCUUGAAACUGAAGAGCUAGGGGAUGUGCCCAGGAGCCUCCAGCUUGUGUGGUUUUGGUAUAAAGAGCUGUUAAUGCAGAUGUGGGGCAAUGCUCUUGUUUUAAUUAGAACAUGUUUUUAAAAGGAUUGUAUCUGGCACUUUACAUACCUUUUUAUUUAAAGAUCAUUGUGGUGAGUAAUUUUCACACCACUUUUUAUAAAAGUAUUAUAUGAUAACUUAAGAUACAUGGGUGUAUAUAUUUGUAAAUAGGUGUAAAUAAACCAGUGGCAGAUAUGACGGAAAA